AUGGUUAACAGCGGGAUGUUUAUCUCAGUGGCUUUUCUCAGCAUCGUGGCAAGCGUGGCCGCGUUUGGUUUCCUGAUAACGCAAUUAAUAUUCAUGUGUUUUGGACGCUCAGGAAAGAAGAAGCGAGCGAAACAGAAAACAGUGAUAAAAAAUGAUAUCAACGAUAAUGGGGAAGCAAGUGGUAUUAGGUUGAACAGAGUUGACGGUGAUAGGGUGAAUGAUGGGAACUUAGGCGUGGAUUGUGAUAAGGCCCCUGGGAUAAAUAGUGACUGUGGGCUAAGGAUUGAUGGUGAUGAGGAUCGUUGUGACAAACAGGUGAAGAACUACAGCGUCAUUGAAAGUGAAAAUGUUAUCACUAUUGAUACGCCUUGUGAUGGUGAAAAUGCUACUGGCAAUGACAAAGGUGGUGAUGGAGGUGAUGGUGGUAAUGAUGAUGGUGAUGAUGAUGGUAAUGAUGAUGGUGAUGAUGAUCGUAAUGAUGAUGGUAGUAGAAUUGAAAGUAAAAAAAGUGGUAAAAAUGGGCGUGAUGAUGUUGGUGAUGAUGGUGGUGAUGGUGUUAGCGAUGAUGGUGGUAAAAUUGACAGUAAAAGAAGUGGUAAUAAUGGGCGUGAUGAUGGUGGUGGUGAAGCUGAUAAUGAUGGUGGUGUUGGUGAUAGUGGUGGUAAAGAUGAUGAUGGUGGUGAUGCCAGUGUUAGUGAUGAUGGUAAUAAAAUUGACAGUAAAAGAAGUGGUGACAAAGGGCGUGAUGAUGGUGGUGGCGAAGGUGAUGAUGAAGAUGAUAGUAAUGAUGGUAAUAAAAUUGACAGUAAAAGAAGUGGUAAUAAUAUUGGUGAUCAUGGUGGCCAUGAUGAUGAUGAUGAUGGUGUUAGCGAUGAUGGCAGUAAAAUUGACAGUAGAGGCGAUGGUGAUGAUGGUUUUGUGUGUGGUAAUAAUAUUUGUGUCAAUGAUGGUGCUGUAAACGGUGGUGAUGAUUAUGAGAGAAGCAAUGAUAAUGAGGGUGGUGGUGAUAAUGGUGGUGGUGUUGAUGGUGAUUAUGGUAGUAGACAUGACAUUAAAAAUGGUGAUGGUCUGGAUGUUGCAGACAUGAACCUCAAUAUUGAUGGAGAGCAGGGAACUGUGAUUGACGACAGAACGGAAACAAGGGACAAAGAUGAUGGUAACAAUAUGCACAAAUGUUGUAGUUUCAAAUAUAAAAAGAUUGCCGCUGGAGAAAGUGAUCUUAUGCAUACCAGCAACUGUUGUGAAACAAGCAAUGGUACUCAUGGUAAAACUAUUCCGCGUUCUUGCAACCAAUGCGCAUGUCAGUGUAGUCACAUUGGUAUUAACGGAAGCAAUGGUCAAGCCACCCACAGAGACCAUGAUGCUCUUCAUAUAAAAAAACAACGCAUUCAGUUUAAGCUGGAUGUGGACAUUACCAAAUAUCAAAUUGAUGACGGAAAUGAAAAGCACUCCAAAACUAGCACGUCUCGCAACUUUGGUGAGCGUUUUAGCGAUGGCGAAGUAAUUGACAACUAUUAUGUUCAAAAUGAUUUAGUAAAUCAAACGCGUAACAUGGUUUCGAGUUUUUGGCCGGAAAAUGCACUGUGCGACAAUGUUUCCCCAAGAGAAAUUACAUCCAAGUGCAAGAACAGAUCUUGUUGCAGUAAUGUUCAACAAAAUAUGAUAAAAUAUGAGAAUUCUGUCAAGUUUUAUUCAGGAAGACAAAUUGUUCGCGAAAAAACAAUAUCGAACACGAAUGACAACGAAUAUUUGAUAAAAGAUACAACAGACACUUCACCAGACAAUUGUGGGCUCAUUCUAGAUGAUAAUUUCAAUGAAGAUGAGCCGCCUUUUGGCUUGAAGAAAAUUUCGGCAGAAGAGCCAAAGACAAGGGACAUUGCGAUUCAAGUAUUUGAAGGGUGCACCAGUUACAGUGGGCGAAAUAGUCCAAGCGUUUUCGAUGGCAUCGGUAACAGCACGCGAAAUAGUUCAACAAUUUCUUGCUGCUGCUCAAGCGAGUAUGAAUACGGUAGAGAAAUGGAUAGCGUUUCAUCUAGCGAUUCCAGUGAGUCAUUGCAUUUUGAUGAAAAUAUUUGUGCGAGAGAAUUCAGUGCGAGAGAGCACAGCAUAAACAUGGAUUGUGUUGAAAAUAACUUUGGUCAUGAGUCAGAGAAGAAGUUUGGGAGAGAAGAUGCAGCAAACUCAUCCAUUGUUGGUCGCUUUUUAUCCGGGGUUGUGAAUUUUGCUGAGUGUUGUAUUUCUGCGCUGAACGGCAGCGCACAGAAUGAAUGA
Paramuricea clavata is the source of this 2271-nucleotide messenger RNA. The record is from the annotation of a GenBank genome assembly. NCBI's taxonomy places the organism in Eukaryota, Metazoa, Cnidaria, Anthozoa, Malacalcyonacea, Plexauridae.